AUGGUGGCACUACAGGUCUUUACGUUUGCCGCGGUGCUUGAGGUGCUGCUUGUGGCCAGGGGAGCCCUAUCCAGCUAUCUUCCAGACAUCAUCCGAAAGAUGUCGCUUUCAUCCAUUAUAAUCCUCAUCUUUGCCGUGAACUAUACGACCUGGCUGAUAUACCGUCUGAUGAUAUACCCAGUCUUCGUCGACCCAUUGCGCAGCUUUCCAGGUCCUUCGAGCGUGAAUGGUUUGAAGUUGCUCUGGUUCCGACUUACGACUACAGUCAUACCGGCUGAAAGAUAUGUGACCAUAGCGAAGAGGUUUUCCAACGACAGCGUUAUAGCCCUGCGAGGUCUAGGAAAAACGCAGCUUCUUCUAACCAAGCCUGAUUCCAUAGCUGAGGUGCUUACCGAUCACCCUUACGAUUUCAUCAAGCCCCCAGUCGUCCGCAAAUUUCUUGGUCUCAUUCUGGGGGAGAAUGGACAAUUCUUCGCCGAAGGUGAACGACACAAGUUCAUUCGCAAGAAUACACGACCGGCUUUUAGCUCACGGGCUCUCCAGGACCUCUACCCCAUGAUGUGGACUAAGGCACUAACCCUCACCCGCUUAUUGAGAGAUGAAGUUCAACAACAGUCAACAGCCGCCGAUUCGAUGGGCACAGUAGACAUUUGUCCUUGGGCAACCAGGGCGUCUCUAGACGUCAUCGGCAUUGCUGGUCUCGGUCGUGAAUUCAAUAUGCUCAAGAACUCAGAUGAUAAGCUCUUCAAGGCUUAUGAAUAUAUCUCUGAGCCAUCGUUAGAAAAGAUAGUGUACGCCUUCCUGUGCUCAAGCUUUUCCUACCAAAUGGUUCAACGCUUGCCUUUCUGGAGUCUCAAUGUGACCUUCAGGGAGAAUAUCGAGUCGAUUAGACGCAUUGCAGAGGAUCUGGUCCGGGAGAAACGCGAAGCUAUCGUUGGGAAAGGGGACGACAAUUUCGACAUUCUCUCUUUACUCAUUCGGUCAGAUAAUUUCUCUGACUCGGAACUCGUGGACCAACUGCUCACGUACUUGGUUGCUGGUCACGAAACCACGUCUUUGGCAUUUACUUGGGCAUGCUACCUCCUGGCCACCCAUCCCAAUUGGCAGACAGCCCUACGUGAAGAGGUUCGCCAGGCACUCUCCUCUCAUUUGAACAGUUCCUCCUCUGUGUCGAUCCAACACAAGGAUCUUGGCUCCAUCCUCGAAAGCCUCCCCAUCCUCCAUGGUGUUGUAGAGGAAGCAUUACGACUCUACCCGGCCGCACCGAUACUACUGCGCGUCGCUGCCGUUGAUACGCAUCUCUGCAGUCGUCCAAUCCCCAAGGGCACAUGGAUCUUGAUACCGCCGUGGCUGAUCAAUCGGUCCCCAGAAUUCUGGGGAGCCGAUGCCAGCGACUUUCGGCCAGAUCGCUGGAUCAGUCCUGGUGGGAAGCGACCAAUAUCAAACGCUGGAACCGCCGCUGGGAAUUCCGGCAGUCUGACUUUUCUGCGCGGGCCCCGGGGCUGCAUCGGCCAAAAUUUCUCCAGGGCAGAGUUGCGUUGUCUGAUUGCUGCCAUGGUUGGCCAGUUCGAGUGGACGCUCGCCAUGCCUGAGGAUCGGGUCGUGCCUUCGGGUGCAGUCACAAUUAAGCCGGCUAAUGGUUUAUAUGUCCAAUUGAAAUCGAUUGGGCCCGAGUGA
Messenger RNA from Paecilomyces variotii, 1677 nucleotides. Its product is annotated as cytochrome P450. The record is from RefSeq and is a predicted model, not a curated record. NCBI's taxonomy places the organism in Eukaryota, Fungi, Ascomycota, Eurotiomycetes, Eurotiales, Thermoascaceae. Bases 1 to 1677 code for a protein of 558 amino acids. The transcript is spliced from 2 exons. Gene Ontology annotation, molecular function: heme binding; monooxygenase activity; oxidoreductase activity, acting on paired donors, with incorporation or reduction of molecular oxygen.